Erythranthe guttata (spotted monkey flower) is the source of this 2347-nucleotide messenger RNA. RefSeq names its product threonine dehydratase 1 biosynthetic, chloroplastic. The record is from RefSeq and is a predicted model, not a curated record. Gene Ontology annotation, molecular function: L-serine ammonia-lyase activity; pyridoxal phosphate binding; threonine deaminase activity. Gene Ontology annotation, biological process: L-threonine catabolic process; L-serine catabolic process. Lineage: Eukaryota; Viridiplantae; Streptophyta; Magnoliopsida; Lamiales; Phrymaceae.
AAGUGAUGAACACCGUACACCACUCCCACAAAGAAACCCUUUGGUAAUAAAUACACACACAGGGCCGUUAUAUAUUCAUCUCCCUCGCAUUUCUCCUCUCUGCAGCGAGACCAAAUAAAACCUCUCUUACGUACAAAUUUCGUAUCUACAUUCCAUACACAUUUACCACAAUGGAAGUUCUCCGUUUUGCCCCUGCGCAAUCGAUCCUCCUCCGUACCAAUUUCACCGGCAAUGACGCCGCCGCCGUCAACACUUCCUCCGCCGCCAUCCGGAGCUCCCGCAGGAAGCCGUCGAUUUACGCCGCGGCGAAGUCGGCGGUGGAGAUUUCGCCGCCGAUCGAGAAGCUUACCACGGCUGCGCCGCCGUUGAAUCCACCUGCUAAUCCGGCGGCGGACAGGCCUCUGUUGAGAGUUUCGCCGAGCUCUCUGCAGUGCGAGAGCGGGUACUUGAUACCCAACGAUUAUAUGGAUAAUGGCGGUGUGAGGAAGGGGAGUCCGAAUGCGAUGGAGUACCUGACCAAUAUUCUCUCGUCGAAGGUGUAUGACGUGGCGUAUGAGUCGCCAUUGCAGCUGGCAACCAAGCUAUCGGAGAGGUGGGGGGUCAAUGUCUGGCUUAAGAGAGAGGAUCUUCAGCCUGUUUUCUCGUUUAAACUUCGGGGUGCUUACAAUAUGAUGGCGAAGCUUCCGAAGGAACAGCUUCAAAGAGGAGUAAUAUGUUCGUCGGCUGGAAACCACGCGCAAGGUGUCGCGUUAUCUGCCCAGAGAUUGGGGUGUAAUGCCAUCAUUGCUAUGCCGGUUACCACACCAGAAAUAAAGUGGAAAUCGGUGGAAAGACUUGGGGCAACCGUUGUACUUGUGGGGGCCGCAUACGACGAAACCCAAUCUUAUGCCAAAAAACGGGCCGAAGAGGAGGGUCGAACGUUUAUCCCUCCUUUCGACCAUCCAGAUGUAAUCACGGGGCAAGGAACAGUUGGGAUGGAGAUUGUGAGACAAAUGAAAGGCCCUGUGGAAGCUAUAUUUGUGCCCAUCGGUGGCGGUGGGCUUAUAGCUGGUAUCGCUGCCUACGUGAAAAGGGUCUCUCCGCAAAUAAAAAUAAUUGGAGUUGAACCGUUCGAUGCCAAUGCGAUGGCCUUGUCGUUGCACCACGGUCAGCGAGUAAUGUUGGAUCAAGUAGGAGGUUUUGCUGAUGGCGUGGCUGUCAAAGUUGUCGGUGAAGAGACUUUCCGUAUUUGCAGGGAGCUAAUAGAUGGGGUGGUUCUCGUUAGCCGUGAUGCCAUUUGUGCAUCGAUUAAGGACAUGUUUGAGGAGAAGAGGAGCAUAUUAGAACCCGCGGGUGCUCUUUCCUUAGCUGGAGCUGAAGCUUAUUGCAAGUACUACGGGCUCAAAGGUGCAAAUGUAGUAGCUGUGACGAGUGGAGCUAACAUGAAUUUUGACAGACUCAGAUUAGUAACUGAACUUGCUAAUGUCGGUAGACGACGCGAAGCUGUGCUGGCAACUUACAUGCCGGAGGCACCUGGCAGCUUUAAGCUUUUCUGUGAGCUUGUGGGACCUAUGAAUAUUACUGAAUUCAAAUACAGAUACAGUUCGGAUCAAGAAAAAUCUCUAGUCCUAUACAGUGUUGGUCUUCACACAGAAGCAGAACUUGAUGAAAUGGUGGAAAAACUAGAGUCAUCACAACUGCAUACGAUUAAUCUUACAAAGAACGAUUUGGUGAAAGAUCAUUUGCGACAUCUGAUGGGCGGCCGAUCAAAUGUGAAAUACGAGCUCUUUUGCCGUUUUAUUUUCCCCGAGAGACCAGGCGCUUUGAUGAAGUUUUUGGAUGCUUUGAGCCCUCGUUGGAAUAUCACCUUGUUCCAUUACCGUGGACAGGGAGAAACAGGAGCGAAUGUGUUGGUCGGAAUACAGGUGUCAGACUCUGAGAUGGAUGAAUUUCGCGAUCGUGCAGACAGCCUUGGUUACGAGUAUGAAGUGGAAACCGGAAAUGAAGCCUUCCAGCUUUUAAUGAGAUGAGACAAUGGGGGCGACUUCUUUAUAUAAAGCUGCGGCGAGACUUAAUAAUCUAUUCGGGCUUAUAAAAAUAUUCAAUAAGGCACUCUAUGAGUUUAAUUUACCUUUGGCAUCAAGAUGGAAUCAUUCUUUUCGGGUAGCAUAGCUAUAUAUUUGAGUUGCGAUGCCCCCAAAUACUUGAACCGUACCAGUUAGCAUGAAAUACGCUAUACGAUGUCCGAUAUUGGCUUAUUUGGCUGCAUGUUGUGUACAACAAAUGCCCUGUAAUGUUUUUUAAGAAUAAAUUUUGUAUGUAUUUCCUUACAUGCAAAUUUUUUUUUUCUAAUCUUAUUUUUGGUGAA